Trematomus bernacchii (emerald rockcod) is the source of this 2969-nucleotide messenger RNA. RefSeq names its product coiled-coil domain-containing protein 57-like. NCBI's taxonomy places the organism in Eukaryota, Metazoa, Chordata, Actinopteri, Perciformes, Nototheniidae. The record is from RefSeq and is a predicted model, not a curated record.
GAGAUGACAGCAGCUUCUGAAGCUGAGCUCAGACAGCGGGAACAUGAGUUCAACUUGAAAAUGGAUGAGAUGCGCGCUGUGGUGCUGUCUUGUGAUCUCAAGGUGAAGCUGCUGUCCAAAGAGACAGAAGUUCAGUGCCAGGCUCACGCUGAGUCCAAAGAGGCUCUGCAAGCCUCCGAGGUGUUCUGUGAGCAGCUCCGAAGCCAGCUGCUACACAGAGACCAUGAGAUCAGAGACCUCACUGCUGCUAAGGAUUGCAGGAUAAAGGAGCUUGAGGACAAGCUGAAAAGGAUGGAGACCAAAUUGAGGAAAGAAGAGAGUAACCACAUUAAGAAAUAUGAGGAUGUGAUCCGGGCUCUGAAGGAGUGCGCUCUGCAGCUGGAGGCUCAGUAUCAGGCCCACACAGAGAAGCUGCAGGAGAUAGAGAAACACGUCGUUAAACUACAUGAGAAUGUGGAGGUUCUGGCUGCACGGGUACGCUGCAAACUGAAGGACCAACAGGAUGCCAUGGAUCUGAAAGAUGAGACCAUCCAGAGGCUUCGCACAGAGGUUGAUGGAACCAGGACUGGCUGGGACAGGCACAUUAGUCAAUUCUCUAGUGAGAUGGUUGUCAAGGAUACAGAGAUCAUUUCCCUGCAGGAGAGAGCAACCAAAUGUAGGACUGAGCUGGAGAGGAGCAGGGAGGAUAUUGAAAGGUACAAGCAGCAGCUGGGUGCUGGUUUGCAGAGAGAGAAGGCGCUAGAACAGAUGAAAGUCCAGGUUGAGCUGGAGUGGCAGAGACGCUGUGAAGAUAUGAAGGCCCAACACUACCUGGCUAAUGAACAGCUAAUACAAGAGCUGACCCAGGCUAGAGACCAGGCUAAAGCAGAUCUACAUGAGAAAGAACUAGAUCUGCAGGACUUGAGUGUCUUACUACGGUCUGUAAAAACAGAGAGAGACCAGGCACUGCAGGGUGUCACACCACAGGUCGGCUCUCUGGCAUCAGAAGAGAUCCAUCGUCUACAGCAUCAGAACAGCAGUCUGCGUGCCGUGGUUACCCAGAUGAGGAAGGACAUGGAGGGUCUCAUCCAUCUCCUUCCCCAUCCCCAGCCGCAGCCACAGCCACAGGCCUCCACUCCCCGGCCAGUUAAACAUCCAGGAGCCCCUCCCCCCCCCUCCCUCGCUCCUACAGCUGACAAUCAGGUGGCCACUGGACCAACGGUGCAAUCCACUGACACAGGCAGGCUGGAUCAGGUGUCUCUCCUGAAGGCUCGAUGCAGACACUUAGAGGAGCAGCUGGAAGCCACGGGUAAAGAGAAUCUGGCUCCUUUAGUUCCGGACAACACACACCUCCAGAACCAGGGACUAAAGCAAGGUGUUCUGCUCUCAGAGAAUGGUGCCGACCCCUCAGCUCUGGACAGGCAGGAGGUCAGAGUGGCACAUAUUGAGUCUGCUCUCGCCAAACUAAUGAAACAGACUGCGCUGGUACGACAGCUCCAGGAGGAGAACCUGUGUUUGAAGCGGCAGCAGACCUCAGGUCAGAUGUCUGGUGGCCCUUUAGAAGAUGUGCACGGUGUUGAAAACAAACGUCCUGUCCUGCACAGCAGACUGAAGCAGGCUGCAUCCUGUAUCGCCCGGCUGAGCAGAGACAAGCAGCAGCUGAUAGAGAUGGGGAACCGCCUCCGGGCCCAGAUCACCACCGCUGGACCACAGGAAUCAGUGGAGCCGGAGUGGGACUCAUUCACAGAGAACCAAGGAGAGCAUCAUGACCGGCUGUCUGCUCUGGAACAGCUCCAGUACCAGCUCACCACACAGGAGCUGCAGUAUGCACUGAGACAGCAACACCUUCCACCUUCCACCAACCGAGGGCCCUCCACUGAAGGGGCUGCUAACCCUCGGUCCCAGGGUCACACACCCACAGACACACCUGAGAGCUCAAAGACCAAAGAGAAGACAGUGAUCCAGUCUCAGGGCUCCAUGCAGCUCUCAGGUGUGUCCAGGUCUCUGCUGUCCUCAGAGGACUCCCUGCAGUCCUUAAAGGAGCUGUGGGAGAAACUGGACCAUGGAUUCAGUUCAUCAAUGUUAUCAGAAGGUGAGGCUGAGCUGAGCAGGAGGAAGGUGGAUGAGUCUGGAGUGGCGGGAGGUAAUGGUGGUGGUGGGGUCCAGAUGACGGCGGAGGGUACCCGGGCUCCCGUCCAUAGUCGGCUCGCUACUGAGGUCCAGCAGAAGAGGAUCCCUUCUAAAACACCAUCAAACAAGAGGAUGUGCAAGAUCAGAAACUACAAUGUGAAAAGUUGACAAAAGGGACAAUCUGUCAGUAAACUUCUCAUGGGGAGUCCCACUGGUACUUUUAUAUAUACUAUGGCUCUUGAGGAGCUUUGUCAAGGAUAAGAAAUUAAACCUGAUUAUGUCUUAGAUUACAAUUUAGGAGCUUUUUUUAAGGCUUCUUCCAGCAUCAGAGCUCACAUGGCUGACCAGUUAAGGGACCACAGUUCAAAUGAACAUAAUAGGUUUGAAGUGUAUGUCUAUUAUCCUCAACAUUUUAUUUUCUAAAUAACGUUUUGUCAGUAGUCUCCUGUGGCUCAGGAAGUAGAGUGAUCCCACACUGAUCAGGAAAGGGUUGGAAAAUCCAACCUUUUUCCCAGAAUGCAUUAUUUUAUGUUGGGUCUUUUGAGUAAAAUGCCCUUUUCUUACUUGAUAAACCUAUGUGAUUUCUCAGAAAUACAACUCCUAUUUACAGUGACUCUCCUCAUGCAGAAAUAAUAGGGGGGUAAUAGUUUUCUGCCACUCCAAGGGUCGAUGGGUCCAUCCCCGAAUGGAAGACAACAUCACAAAGUGUCCUUGGGCAGGAUUCUAAACCCAAAAUUGCCCCUGUAGGCAUGGCAAGCAGUGUGUUUUGUAUCUGUAAAAGUAUUUUUAAGUCACUUUGAAUAAAGCGUGAAAUAAUAUUGGCUUUGAAAUACAUAUAAAGCAACUAUUUCUACAAAACU